Molecule: messenger RNA, 1629 nt
Organism: Dioscorea cayenensis subsp. rotundata (Guinea yam)
Lineage: Eukaryota; Viridiplantae; Streptophyta; Magnoliopsida; Dioscoreales; Dioscoreaceae
Product: probable protein phosphatase 2C 2
Exons: 4
Coding region: 163-1338 (391 amino acids)
Biological process (GO): protein dephosphorylation
Molecular function (GO): protein serine/threonine phosphatase activity; cation binding
Source: RefSeq, a predicted model, not a curated record
UCCCGAUAAUUUUCGAGACUUCGGAGGCUGAGUUCCAACCACUUCCUGAAAACCCUAAAUUGGCGAGAAAGACGAAACCCUAGAGAUUGAAGACCUUGAUUUUUGUAUCGAUUUUGAAUCAAAGAGUGAUUUUUGGAGGAGAUUUUGAGGAGUAGAAGAGAGAUGGGAGCGGAGACGGAGGUGAUUCAUCAGAGCAUCCAGGUUCUGGAUGUGCAGUAUCGACGCACGGCGAGGGGGAUUGAUGAGAUUGUUGAUGUCCCUGCUGCCGCUGCGGCGGCUGCGACGACUUCCGUUGAAUCUCCGGCGUUCGUUGAGCUGGAUAUAAGAGCAUCAGAUGCUAUUCCUGCCAUUUCUUCGGAACCAGAACUUUUCGUACCGGCUAUUCGUUCCGGUAGCUUUGCAGACAUUGGUCCACGGAGAUACAUGGAAGAUGAACAUAUUCGUAUUGAUGAUCUUUCAGCACAUCUUGCCUCACUGCUUAGAUGCCCAACACCCAGUGCCUUUUAUGGGGUGUUUGAUGGUCAUGGAGGUCCAGAUGCAGCAGCAUACAUUAAAAGACAUGCUAUUAAGCUUUUAUUUGAAGAUGCGGACUUCCCACAAGCAUUACAAGCAGAUGAUGUCUUCUUGGGAGAGGUCGAAAACUCUGUACGGAAGUCAUACCUUCAUGCCGACCUUGCUUUGGCCGAUGAUUGCACAAUUAACAAGUCUUCCGGGACUACAGUUCUUACAGCACUGGUUUUUGGAAGGCUUCUCUUAGUCGCUAAUGCCGGGGACUGUCGGGCAGUCCUUUGUAGGAAAGGUGAAGUGGUGGAGAUGUCACAAGACCAUCGCCCGAUAUAUGAUGCAGAACGGCAUAGGGUGGAAGAAUGCGGAGGUUACAUUGAUGAUGGGUACCUCAAUGGAGUCCUCUCUGUGAGCCGAGCACUGGGAGACUGGGACUUGAAAUUGCCACAGGGCUCCACCUCACCUCUCAUCGCGGAGCCAGAGUUCAAGCAGACUAUUCUUACAGAAGACGAUGAAUUUUUAAUAAUCGGAUGUGACGGGAUCUGGGAUGUUAUGUCAAGCCAGCAAGCCGUCAGCAUCGUGAGAAGAGGCCUUCAAAGGCAUGACAACCCGGAGCGGUGUGCAAGAGAAUUGGUUAUGGAGGCAUUGCGGCGCAAUACCUUUGACAAUCUUACUGUGAUUGUGGUGUGCUUCAGUAAUGAGCAAGAUGAGUGUUCAACAAAUCAAGAAGAUGGAGCGAAGCAGCAGAAGGCAAAGGUUAAUCGCUGCAGCCUGUCUACAGAGGCUCUGUGCAGUAUAAGCAGCUGGCUGGAGAAGUGUGGUGGUGGCAAUUAAGUCUCCAGCAGGGCAUUUCUUGUACAUAAUUAAGAGGUGAUGAUGAUGAUGAUGAUGAUAAUUAUAAUGUCAAUAAACUAAUAAUAUUGAGUUGGUGUUGUUAUUGUUGUUGUCCUUAUCAUGGCUGUGUUAGUAGCAGUCUAACAAGUUUUGUAGGUGUCUCAUUGUUGUUCUAUUGUUUAUCAUCAUUAUUGUGGUAUUGAUGAUGGUGGUGGUAGGGUGGUUUGGUUGAUGUACAUAUAAUUGAGGGUGGUUGUAAUAAUGGAUUAAAAUUGAUACUUUAUUAUUUAA